AUGCCUGAUAUCUCUGAUCCUAAUAGAACACACAUGAGAGUUGAGGACCUCGUGCAGAAUCCUUCUAGUAAAGAACGAACUCCGAGUACGGGGCCGGAUAUCAUCACGGCGGAUUCGAGGGGUGAUACUUCGCCGAGGAGUUCAAAGUCGCAUAGUGAGGAGCCGCAAUCGUCGCUUGUGAAGGAUAACUCUGGGCAUGAGCACUAUAUCGGACCUUCAGGGACUCUCAACUUCUGGAAUCAACUUCGGAAUCUUGUUGACUCUAAUAAUAGCCCUUAUCCGUCUCCUGGCCGUGAAGGAGUCACUAAGUUUACGCAGGAUAACACAAGUCGGCUUCUGGAAGCUGAUGGGCAAGACGAAGAGGACCAACCACCACGGACUGCAGCAACACCUCAAGAUGGACCAUCCCCUGGAUCCAUCACCUCAGCUGUCGCACGAGACUUUACCCGUCUUCCCACAGCAGAUAUGGAUGAAAUUCUUGGCCAAUUUCCCUCGAACGAAGUCCUUGAUCUACUUAUUCAGUCAUACUUCAAAAAUGUUCACGACGACUUUCCUCUCUUUCACAGAGCUACCUUUGAGGAAGAAUACGAGAGUUUCAUCGUCGAAGCCCGCAGCACUUCUCGACUUCCCUCAAGACCACUUCGGUUACCGGACUGGGGAUGGAUAGGCUGUCUUCAUAUGAUUGUGGUAUUUGGCUCUAUCGCUGAUAGGUCAAUACCCAACGUCGAUCAUUCUGCUCUCCGGCGGAGAUCUAUUGCAGUCGCUAGAGGGCUACUUCCUCAGUUCAUUUCGAAGUGUUCACUUACGAAUGUUCGAGUUUUGUUACUUCUUUCAUUGUUUUUGCACAACAAUAAUGAAAGAAAUGCUGCGUGGAACAUUGCCGGAACAGCAACUCGGAUCUCCUUCGCUCUUGGUCUUCAUCGCUCCGACAUGAGUGCCUCCUUCAGACCUUUGGAACGAGAAGUUCGGAAAUGGGUCUUUUGCACACUCUACUCUUUUGAACAAUUCCUUGCUUCGAGUCUCGGUCGACCCAGUGGUCUUCAAGAACUCGACGUCGAAGUUGUUCCACCACGAGAAGGGUUUGUUGAAGGAGGUAUAGGUACCGAUGCAAGACUCGUAUCAUGGUCUGUCAAGCUUCAAGCAAUUCUCGCGCGAACAAGACUCUUACAUGUUGGUAUAAGUCAAAAUUCAGGUCCGACGCUUGAUGAGAUAUUGAACGCACUGAAUGGUUGGAAGAGGGAUAUUGGGAAAGCACCUGGUCUCGAUGUUGCGUGGAUCAAAAUGGAGGGACCGGCUCUGGAAUCCAUUGAUCACGAAGGGGCUGUUGAUAUGGAGCAACUGAAAGUAUCGUUGGCAUGGAAGACACGGGCUCAGCUUCGCGCCGUGUUGCUUCUGCAUAUUCACUUCCACUACAUCGCCAUCGUGGCUACACGCCCACUUCUGCUUCGCGACGUUGCAGCCGCACGAAAAGAAGACGCACCAAAAACACCGGUUCCUACACAUGCAGCUCUAUGUGUCAAGCAUGCGUGUCAACUGAGUUACCUGAUGAUACUCUUAGACCACUUUGAUGUCAUCAACGGUCUUUCCGGUCUUGAUAUAUUUUACGCCUACUGCUCUGCCAUGAUCCUCAUCCUACGGUUAUUACGAUUACGCCCUGGCGAAGGCGCAGAAAGUAUAGGACCAGAUGAAGUAAUGCUCCAGAGCAAAGUCCGGCGCCUCGUCGCCACCUUGCGAAACGUCAUCAACCACACGGAUAAAUGCGGCUCAAUGAAGCGACUAGCUCAAGUGGUCGAUACAUUUUCAGAGUGUGCCAACAAUCCGACUGAUCCUCCGGGUAUAGCGAAUUUACCCCCGCAGGGGAUCAACAUGAACAAUAUGCCGUAUCCCGCUGGUUGGUCAGCUGAACAAGUGCAGGGCCAAGGGGUUGCACUUGGAUCGAUGGAGGGAUUGUUGGACUUUUUGCCGUUUCCGGGGUUUGGGAUGGCGGAGGGAUCUUUGGCGCAGUAUGUGCCGGGGAGUGAGAUGGAGAUGACGGGGUGGCAUGACAUGGAGUUUUUGAUGGAGGGGUAUGGGGAUCAGAGUAGGACGAAUUAUUAG
Molecule: messenger RNA, 2097 nt
Organism: Fusarium tjaetaba
Lineage: Eukaryota; Fungi; Ascomycota; Sordariomycetes; Hypocreales; Nectriaceae
Product: transcription factor SIN3 binding protein
Exons: 1
Coding region: 1-2097 (698 amino acids)
Biological process (GO): DNA-templated transcription
Molecular function (GO): DNA binding; zinc ion binding
Source: RefSeq, a predicted model, not a curated record